Molecule: messenger RNA, 1805 nt
Organism: Clarias gariepinus (North African catfish)
Lineage: Eukaryota; Metazoa; Chordata; Actinopteri; Siluriformes; Clariidae
Gene: doc2g
Product: double C2-like domains, delta
Exons: 11
Coding region: 72-1376 (434 amino acids)
Cellular component (GO): membrane
Source: RefSeq, a predicted model, not a curated record
AUUGACUCCAGGCAGCGGUGGAGUGUGUUCAGUGUGUGUGAGACAGAGGACGAGAUGGAACAUCGGGACAGAUGAAGACUACAAACGGUCCUUCCUGUGUGUUGGUCCAGAUGAGUGUGCCCAAAGCUCCUCCCAGCCACUCCCACUUCCCAUCAGGAGGUGGACCUUCUUCUCAUCUGACCCUCCCCCCACCAUCCUCCUCCUCCACAUCUCCCUCCCCCUCAUCUGCAUCUCCUCCCUCUGCCCCACCUCCUCCGUCUCCGGUGAAGAUCUCCAUGCAGGAGCACUUCGCCAUUAACGUGUGUCCCGGCCCCAUCCUGCCCAUCCCCAACCUGUCCGACUUCUUCCCACGUUACCACGCCUUCCCCACCACGCCCCCUCCGCCCAGGGACAAACCUGUCGCUCGGACCCGAGAGACAGACAGAGAGAGGGAUGAGGACAGACAGGAGGACGGAGAAGAGAGAUUGGGCAUGGAGUCUGAUGACGAGGACACAUACCUGGGGACUUUGGAGUUCAGCCUGCUGUUUGAUCAGGAGAACAACUGUCUGCACUGCACUAUUCAUAAGGCAAAGGGACUAAAGGCCAUGGACUCCAACGGGCUCGCUGACCCCUAUGUGAAGCUCCACCUCCUGCCUGGAGCAAGCAAGGCCAAUAAAUUGCGCACGAAGACCCUGAAGAACACGUUGAAUCCGGUUUGGAAUGAGACCCUGGUGUACCAUGGGAUUACCGCUGCUGAUAUGACAACAAAAACUCUCAGGCUGUGUGUGUGUGAUAUGGACCGUUUGGGUCGUAACGAGUUUAUCGGUGAAGUCCGAGUCGCUUUGAAGAAGCUCAAAGAAGGAGAGAGCAAACGAUACAACAUGGGAUUGGAGAGAAUCGCACAGGUGCGAGAAGGUAACAAUCAGAUGGUGGAUCAGAAUUCACAACUAGCAGAAGAGGAGCGGGGACGUAUCCUGGUGUCUCUCUGUUAUAUUGUGGAGAAGACGUGUUUGGUGGUGGGGAUUAUUCGCUGUGCACACCUCGCAGCGAUGGACUCGAACGGCUACUCCGACCCCUUCGUUAAGAUCGUUCUCCAGCCAGAUAUGGGGAAAAAGUCCAAGUAUAAAACGUCAGUGAAGAAAAAAACAUUAAACCCCGAGUUUAACGAGGAGUUCAUGUACGAGGUUCCUCACGAUCAACUGGCUAAGAAGACUCUGGAAAUUUCCGUCUGGGAUUACGACCUGGGAAUGAGCAACGACUUCAUCGGAGGAGUUGAAUUGGGGAUCAAUGCGAAAGGGGAGCGACUCAAGCACUGGUUCGAGUGUCUCAAAUACAAAGGAAAGAAAGUGGAGUAUUGGCACACACUUACGCAGCAAGGGGCGCCGAGCAGCGACUAACACACACACACACACACACACACACACACACACACACAUGCAGAAGAGUACGAGUAAUAAUGACCUGAUGCAAUAAACACACUCACGAGAAUGCGACGGAUGACGGCGCUGUGUCUAGAUGUCACAUCGUCCUUGUGUAUCUCAGAACACACACACACACACACACACACAAGUGAUGAUUUGAUUUGAAAGAAGACCCUGCUGACGUCAGACACACUCCUGAGUUGUGUAAUAACUGUAAUGAAGUGUGUGUCAUGGACAAUUUGCACAUCAGUCGAAGCACAAGCCAGGCUGGACUUUGUCCUUGUGUAUAUGUUUCUUGUUAGAUGUGUGUGUGUGUGUGUGUGUGUGUGUACAUGGUUUCCUUUACAUCUUCCAUACAGUCAGUAAUAUACAGAAAGAACCCACACACACACACACACACACACA